Messenger RNA from Syngnathoides biaculeatus (alligator pipefish), 1229 nucleotides. RefSeq names its product microsomal glutathione S-transferase 3b (gene mgst3b). Gene Ontology annotation, molecular function: glutathione transferase activity; glutathione peroxidase activity. The coding region runs from base 126 to 548 and encodes 140 amino acids. The transcript has 4 exons. Gene Ontology annotation, cellular component: membrane; nuclear envelope; endoplasmic reticulum. NCBI's taxonomy places the organism in Eukaryota, Metazoa, Chordata, Actinopteri, Syngnathiformes, Syngnathidae. The record is from RefSeq and is a predicted model, not a curated record.
AGAUCUCGCGAUGUUCCGUACACGCUAUGUUGCAUACGCGACUUAAAUAGCUGCGCGAUCAAAGUCCUCCUUCGUCUUGCUGAGCUCUCCUCUGCGACCUGGAAACGUGUUAGUUGACAGAAGAGAUGAAUAUUCUGACUGUUUUGCCCUCCAAUUUUGGAUACGUCAUAUUCACUUACCUAUACAGUUGGGUUAUGCUGGCUUAUUUAGCUGUAAAAGUUGGAGCAGCCCGGAAGAAGUAUGACGUUAAGUAUCCAACGAUGUACAGUGACAAGGAGCAAGUGUUCAACUGUAUCCAGAGAGCCCAUCAGAACACACUUGAGGUGUAUCCUCAGUGGCUUGUUUUCCAGACCAUCGCAGCCCUCGUUUACCCGUUAACAGCGUCGAUACUCGGGGCCAUUUGGGUGACGAGCAGACUUUCCUAUGCUUGGGGCUAUUACACUGGAGAUCCCGCAAAGAGAAUGAAUGGCGCCUAUGGCUACAUUGGAUACUUCGGAGUGAUCUUUCUGUCCAUAUCUGUAGCCUUGCAAUUGCUUGUAGUUUUUUAAGAUUAUUUUCAGAAAGAAAAGAUUGCUCUUGUCUUUUCCAGUAUGACUGAAAAUAUUCUUCAAGUCUACAAAAUAGCAUGUUGGUUUGACAUGCAGUAGCCUCACCUUAGUUUGCAGCAUUUAAGCAACAACUGAUACUGAAAAUGCAUAUCAUAGUCAAAAGAAAAUCCACUGUUUUGAUCUGAACUGACAACAUAAUUACUGUAAGUUUUAUCCAAGGGACUCGCUUGUAUUUGAUUUAAUAAGGGGGACAAAAACUCUGAACAGUUGUUUUGUCCAUAAUCACUUAGGUAAGGCAGGGAUUUGCCACCAGUGUACUGUAGUAAGCAGUAAUUUGUCAAAAAUAUUAAUUAUGAAUUCUUCCUUAUCCAUCACAGUGACUGUAUAAAGUCAGAACAAUAAAAUGUGCUUUGUACUUCCAUUAGAUAGCAGAAGGUACCAUUAAACUGUGUAUCCACUUGUUGUCACACAAGCGAAUACACAGAUGUGCGAGUGCAGCUUUGUGCUCAAUUAAUGCUGGGAAGAUUUCACAGAGUAAAUGAGUUUUUGAAUUAAUUCACAUGUCACUUUUCCAGUAUUUUUGUUUGGUGUCACUUUUCUAGUAUUUUUGUUUGGUGGUGUGCAGUGAGAGCUUAUGUAAAACGGGUGCCUUGGGUCAAUAAAGUUUGGGAAACACUGGGC